Messenger RNA from Suhomyces tanzawaensis NRRL Y-17324, 634 nucleotides. Its product is annotated as mitochondrial 54S ribosomal protein mL40. Lineage: Eukaryota; Fungi; Ascomycota; Pichiomycetes; Serinales; Debaryomycetaceae. The coding region runs from base 1 to 435 and encodes 144 amino acids. Gene Ontology annotation, biological process: mitochondrial translation. Gene Ontology annotation, molecular function: structural constituent of ribosome. The record is from RefSeq and is a predicted model, not a curated record. The transcript has a single exon.
AUGUUCAAGACUAUAUGGGGAUCCGAUAAGGCUGUUGCUUCCGUGGCAGCUACCUCUAAGAUAUUCAUUCGUGGAAAGCAAAAGGCUGCUAUGACCCCAUCCACCCAAAGAAUAGUGAACCAAUUAUCAGCAUUGUCUGCCAGCAGAAAACAACCAAAGUUAUUGAGUUUAUGUAACGAAGACUUGAUCAAGAACAGAACCAUUACCAACGCCUGGAAUGUAUACAAGAGAAAACUUUUUCAAAAGAGAGAUGAGCAGUUCGAAAAACAGUACAACAGUAUCAAAAAUGCCAUGGAAGAUUUGAAACAAACGAGUCCUGAGUUAUUUGAGUUGGCCAACGCCAAGGAACAAAAGAGAUUUCCUUUGGAAAUGAGAAUUCCCACUGAUUUUCCACCAAAUCAACCAUGGGUGUACAACUAUGCCCCAAAAAAGUAAAAAGUCGAGAAUUCUAGAGUCUGUAUUUGAGGACCAGAGUGGUAAGGGAAGGAGUAUCUUCCUGAGAGAAGUGUAUCUUCCUGAGAGAAGUGUUGUUAUUGUGCCAGGAUCAGUAGCAAUGGCAAGCCUGUAAAUAAAUGUCAUAAUAGAUCCCGUAUAUGUCUAGUGUAGUGCCCCAAAUUGCUAUGUUACCGUCAGA